AUGAGAAGUGCUUAUGAUUAAUCAUAAUGUUAAUAAGUUCUUUAGGUUUGCAAUAACCCUUAGGGGAUGCUAAAUUAACACAAUUGUUUCCUUGAGUAUGAUAUCCCCAUUUUUAAUAAGAUUCCUAAUACAAAAAAAUUUCAAACUAAACCUAAGGAGAAUAUUUUUGAACAUAAAAUUGGCAAGGAUAUUGUUUCAAUUAAUGAUUCGAAUCAAACUCCUCUAUAUUGCAUAAAUUGGUUGAAGCGUAAAUAUGGGAGAGAUGACUUUUAUCAAUUAAAAAAACAAUAUGAAAAGUUAUUAUAAAUACAGCCUGAAUUAAAUAUAGAUUAUCAAAUCGAAAAAGAUUUAAAAAGGACGUUGCUUGCAGAAAAUAAAGUCAAUGAAAUAAGAAAUAUCUUGUUAGCUUAUUCUGUCUUUGAUCCCUCAAUUGGAUAUAUCUAAGGAAUGAAUUAUAUAGUUUCUGUGUUAUAUAGCCACGCAAAAUAGGAAUGGAUCGGAUUUUGGCUAUUUGUUUUACUGAUUUAAUAAAUGGGAAUAAGGGACGUGUUUUAAAUGUCUCAAAAUUCAUUAAAUAAAUAUUCCAAAAUAUUAGAUUUCUAUAUUUUUAGAUAUCAAUAUCAAUUAUAUUUAAACCUUAGAGAGAAAAAAGUACAAACUCAAUUAUACCUCUAACAAUGGAUUUUAAGUUUAUUAUUGCAAUAAAUACCAUUUGAAUAUUCAUAGAUGUAUCUAGAUGGAUUAUUCAAUAAUGGGUUAUCAUAUUUUUAUACGGUUGCGGUAUCAUUAAUAAAGAUGUUUGAAUAAGCCAUCAUUGAAGGUGAAUAAAUAGAAAUAUUGAUGAUCCUUACAUAAAAAUAGAAUGCUUUAUUAAAUUGGGCAUUUAUCCUAUCUAUUGAUUGGGAUAUUUAGAAACAAGAUAUUAAAGCGAUAGAUGAGAGUUUUGAGAUCGAAAAAAACAUUUUUUAGAUAUCAAGAUUGCAACCUUAUUAAUCAGCACAACUUCCUCACUUUAUUUAAUUUAUCAAAUAAUGA
Paramecium tetraurelia is the source of this 1035-nucleotide messenger RNA. RefSeq lists its product as uncharacterized. The record is from RefSeq and is a predicted model, not a curated record. NCBI's taxonomy places the organism in Eukaryota, Ciliophora, Oligohymenophorea, Peniculida, Parameciidae. Gene Ontology annotation, biological process: intracellular protein transport; activation of GTPase activity. Gene Ontology annotation, molecular function: GTPase activator activity. The transcript is spliced from 4 exons.